Penaeus indicus is the source of this 11429-nucleotide messenger RNA. It is a transcript of the gene zfh2, whose product is annotated as zinc finger homeobox protein 3-like. NCBI's taxonomy places the organism in Eukaryota, Metazoa, Arthropoda, Malacostraca, Decapoda, Penaeidae. Gene Ontology annotation, cellular component: nucleus. The record is from RefSeq and is a predicted model, not a curated record. Gene Ontology annotation, biological process: regulation of transcription by RNA polymerase II. Gene Ontology annotation, molecular function: DNA-binding transcription factor activity, RNA polymerase II-specific; zinc ion binding; RNA polymerase II cis-regulatory region sequence-specific DNA binding.
CGGAGCGGCCGCAUGACAGUCCGCGCUCGGUGCUCGCUGAGGAACGUGUCUGGAACACUGUAGAGUAGAGGUGUAGCGGCUCGUGUGAAGUUCCGUAGGAGUAGCGCGAGCAGUGGUCGGCCGCGAGGGAGAGCGAGACGGCAGCCGUGUGCUCAGUGUUGGCCGAGGAGUUGUGUGGUGUCGCGGGGCGCUUCCCCCUGCGCCUCUCAUUUCCAUAUGGGCGCCCCCCCCACGGGAGGUGGCGGUGGUGGGCCAGCCCGCGCAUACUCGCCGCCACAUUUACCUACUAAUUCUCGCCGAGGCGUCAUUACUAUGUGCAGACGGUGGGUGGCGGCCGCGGAGGUGCCACGCCAGUGAUACUUGUGCAUGUGGAGUGGUGGUUGUUGCCGCACAGUGUGGUGCUGUGGCGCAUGGUGCUAGUGACGGGCCAGGCACGUGCAGCCUACCCAGUGGCACGGCCGGGCACGGGGGCGAGGCCACGCACAUACCAGCAGAACAAGAGAAGACGAGACGCGAGUCAGGAACUUUGUGAGAGGGGCGUGCACUCACGUACCCAGCCCAGCCUCGGCUUGAGUAUGAGGCACGGCCAGGCCAGGGACGAUGUGGACCACAGAUGGUGCGUGGAGGUUGAGGGCUGUGACUAGCGGAGGCGCCGUGUCCGUGCCGCCAUGCCCGGAGAGGAGCUGGGAGAGCCGCCUCUGAAGGGAUGCCCCCCGGCCCCCCCACACCCUCCCACUGAACCUCAAGAAGCCCCUAGCCAGACGCAGCAGCAAGACCCUCCGACUAUGAGUCCUGAGGACGCCCCCUCUACCUCCCCCCUGGCGGGCGAGGAAGGCCCAGGGCCCCUGCCGCAACAGGGCCCCAACGCCACCUCCUCGUCGUCGUCGGCGUCGUCCGCGUCGCCGCCAGCGACGUUCAACUUGACGUGCAUGACGUGCCACACGCAUUUCACGUCGGCGGAGCAGUACACGCGGCACCACUGCGUCGCGUCGGGAGCCGCGCAGGACGCGAUGAACGAGUCGUCGAGUGACGUGGAAAAGUUCGACGGGAAGAUCGUGUACAACCCCGACGGGUCGGCCUACAUCAUCGACUCGGAGAUGAGCGACGACGACGGCGUGGCGGGGCUGGAGCUGCCGCAGCACGAGGGCUCCAUCGUGGACUCCCCGCGGCACCCGCUCUCCUCCACCGCCGCCCCCACCAUCCCCACCAUCGCGAACGCCAUAUACGUCACGAAGAACCCCGCCUUCUAUACCGCCCUUUACGGUCAAACCUUCACCUCGCUAAUCCAGGAAAACAAAGUUCCUGACGUUCCCAUUGUUCACAACUACAGGGUCUUUACCGUUGGUGAUAAAGACAGUGAAAAUGAAUGUAAAGACAGUGAUAACAAAAAUGAUAGUUCCAGUGAGAAAACAAAACUUCCAUUAUUAGACUACUCGCAAGUUCCAAUUAAACCUAUAUUGAUGUGUUUUGUAUGUAAGUUGUCUUUUGGAUAUGUUAAAUCUUUUAUUGCCCAUGCGAUGGGCGACCAUAGUGUAGUGCUACUGGAUGAGGAAAGGGACCUUUUGGCGUCAAAGAACGCUUCGGCCAUCAUCCAGUGUGCGGGCCGGGAGAAGGAGCCGCGAGUGUCGUUCCUAGAGCCAGUGACGCCCCCUGGUGCUAGCAGCAGCAGCAGUAACAACUGCGGCAGCAGCAGCCAGCACGGGGACUCCCUGGCCACCCUGCUGCCCUCCGGGGCUCCCAGCGGCCCUUCCCCCAGCCCGCAGCCCGCCAAGGCCGCACACAACAACGACGACCACCAGGACCUCGCCGAGGACGAUCAUAAUACACCUGUCAAACGUGAGAUGACCGACUUCUAUGACUUAGUCCGUCAGCAGCAGCAACAGCAGCAGCAACAACAACAGCAGCAACAACAACAGCAGCAGCAACAGCAGCAGCAACAGCAACGGGCAGACCCCUUCGCUGCUCCCCAGCAUCCGGCUGCUGUCCGGACGCCCGACCUGAGCCGCAAGUCGCCGAUCUCUGCCCUGGGCGCCAACGGCCGCGCGUCCGUGUCGCCCGUGACCUCGAUGUCGCCCACGAGCUUCUCGCCGCUGCAGUCUCCGGUGACGCAGCUCACCGGCACCGUCAUCGGCGCCUGCCCCGAGCACAUGAGCGGCCGCCCUCAGGGCGUCAGCUGCGACAAGUGCGACCUGAUUCUGCAGCAGUCGCGGACGCUCGGAGGGCAGAUGGCGUUCAUGCACUCGCGCAACUCCUGCAAGACGCUCAAGUGCCCCAAGUGUAACUGGCACUACAAGUACCAGGAGACGCUGGAGAUCCACAUGAAGGAGAAGCACCCGGAGAACGAGUCCACCUGCAUCUACUGCCUGACCAACCAGCCGCACCCUCGCCUCGCGCGCGGGGAGACCUACACCUGCGGCUACAAGCCCUACCGCUGCGAGGUGUGCAACUACUCCACCACCACCAAGGGCAACCUCUCCAUCCACAUGCAGAGCGACAAGCAUCUCAACAACAUGCAGGAGCUGCAGAACGGCGGCAUGCCCAACCUGGACGGCUCGCAGGCCCUCACGUCGCAGCAGCAGAGCCCCUCCGGCAGCAUCUACUCGGCGCCCAAGACGCCCACGCCCUCCACCACGCCCGCGCCGCCGCAGCAGCAGCAGAAGCCCAAGCCGAUGUGGCGCUGCGACGUGUGCAACUACGAGACCAACGUGGCGCGCAACCUCCGCAUCCACAUGACGAGCGAGAAGCACACGCACAACAUGAUGGUUCUGCAGCAGAACGUCAAGCACAUGCAGCAGCUGAGCGCCAUGCAGGGCGGCGGCGGCGGGGCCGGGGGCCAGAUGGACCCCAUGGCCCUGCUGCAGUUCGCCGGCAACCCCGCCGCGGCCGCCGCCAUGAUGGCCGGCCUGGGCGUGGGGGAGAAGCCGCCCCUGCCGGAGGCCGCCCUCGCCGACAUGGCUUACAACCAGGCGCUGCUGAUCCAGAUGAUGUCCGGCGGCCAGCUGCCUCCAGGCGGUCCCCUGGGCCCUGGUGGCCCUAUGGGGCACGGCCCUGGCGGUCCCGUAGGCCACGGUGGCCACGGCGGCCACGGCGGCCACGGAGGCGACCACCCCGGGCCGCACUUCGACCUGGGCCUGAACCCCGAGUCGCUGGAGCCGCCGCCGGAGCCCGUGCCGCCCAACCCGCGCCACGCCUUCACCUGCUGCGUCUGCUCCGUGUUCUCCACGGACUCGCUGGAGCAGCUCACGCUCCACCUGCAGCUGGACCGCUCCAAGGUCAACGAGAACGAGGUGCUGCUCGUCGUGGCCGGCAACUACAUCUGCAAGCUGUGCUCGUACAAGACCAACCUCAAGGCCAACUUCCAGCUGCACUGCAAGACGGACAAGCAUCUGCAGAAGCUGCAGCACGUGAACCACAUCCUGGAGGGCGGGCCGCGCAACGAGUGGAAGCUCAAGUACCUGUCCAACACCAACCCCAUGCACGUGCGCUGCAACCUGUGCGAGUACUACACCAACAGCGUGCACAAGCUGCAGCUGCACGCGGCGCACCAGCGGCAUGAGGUCCUCAACGUGCUGUUCCGACACCUGUGCAUGGCGGAGCACAGCAUGCACGAGGACCGCCGCCAGUAUACGUGCGUGCUGUGCAACUUCACGACCCGCGCCAAGCUCCAGCUGUUGCACCAUAUCCGCUCCAUGCGCCACCUGCAGAUGGAGCAGUUGCACCAGAUCCAGCGGCACGCGGAGGGCAAGGGCGGGACGCAGCAGGACAUCGGAGACAUCUUCAAGGUGGAGGAAGCCGACGAGGACGGCCGCCACACGCCGCACGAGGAAACCAAGGAAGAAGGUCGUUCGCCCGACCACGUGCAUGCCUGUCCCUUCUGCCACUUCACGUGCGAGCUGGAGUCUAGCCUGCAGCAGCACGUGGACAGUGAGCACGGCGGGGAGAAGAAGGCAGGGCUGAGGUGUCCCCUGUGCGAGGAGGCGUGCCCAGACAUGCCCUCCCUCGAGAAACAUGCCAUCAAUGUUCACUCGGUCAACUCCGAGGGCCUUCAGAGGCUCAUGCUGCUGGUUAGACUUAGCGCCGCGGCGGGCAAGGAGGCCGAGGAAGAGGAUCACUCGCAGCAGCACCACCAACAGCAGCCGCCGCCGCCGCCGCCGCAAGCCGAACAGAUGCAUCAGGAACAGCAUCUCCGUCUGCCCGGGAAGGCGGAGGAGAGCCAGCCAUCAGGUGGAGCAGGUAAGCGAGGUGAUGAGCGGAGCGUGGGCCGGGAGCAGGAGGAGUGUGGUGUGUGUGGGCUGGCGUGCGCCUCGGUGGAGGACCUGGUGGCGCACCAGGCGGCCGUGGGACACACGCCGCUGACGGAGACGCCGCGGGGGCCAGGAUAUCUGUGCUGGAAGAAGGGUUGUAACCAGUACUUCCCUUCGGCGCAGGCGCUGCACAGUCACUUCCGGGAGAUUCAUGGCGCGGCGCCCAGGCCGUCGAUCGCCGUGUCAGAGAGGCACGUGUACAAGUACCGCUGCCAGCAGUGUUCUCUCGCCUUCAAAACAGUGGAGAAGCUGCAGCUGCACUCUCAGUACCAUGCGAUUCGGGAUGCCACCAAGUGUCUGUUGUGUCACCGCAACUUCCGCUCGCUGACGGCUUUACAAAAACAUGUCAGCUCUGACCACCCUGAGCUUUCGGCGGCGGAACGACACCAGUUCCAGGCAUCCAUCGUGGGGGCGCCGGUGGGCGCGGGGGCGGGGCCCGUCCUCGACCCCAGCACCACCGCGCUACUCCGAAUGGAGUCUAAUAAGGACGACGAGCCUGAGGAACUGCCUCGUGUCGAUGAGCCUCCGCUGCCUCCACAACAGCAGGCCAUCGAGGACUACCUCAACUCUGACACGAUGGCUCUCGAUAACUACAGCGACCCGGCGCGACGCUUCAAGUGUCACCGCUGCCGGGUCGCCUACACGCGCCAGACUUAUCUCUCGGCUCACCAAAAGACGUUGCUCCAUCGCAGGGGAGAGAAACUCACCUACCCGAUGGAGAAAUAUCUUGACCCCAACAGACCAUACAAAUGUGAUGUUUGCAAAGAGUCAUUCACGCAGAAAAACAUUCUGCUUGUACAUUACAAUUCAGUCAGUCAUUUGCAUAAGCUUAAAAAAGCCAUGCAGGACAAAGAGACCAAAGGAUCUCCGAGCAGCUAUCAGACCCAGUCUGAAGGGAGCGGCGUGGAGGCCGCCGGGGCCGCUCCCCCGGGUGACGGCUUAGCCAGCGCCUCCAGGGGUGCCGGGGGGGCGGGGGGCGGGGGUGAGGAGGAGGAGCGCAACAAGCCAUACAGGUGCCACGUGUGCCGAGUGGCGUACUCACAGCAGUCUACCCUGGACAUUCACCUGCGCUCAGUUCUCCACCAGACGCGCGCCGCCCGACUCCCAGACUUUCUGGCCACCCACGCCCACCCAGACCCCUCGCGCCCACUAGUCGACCAUCCGCCCACACCCACCAGUACCCCGCAGCCCUCCCCCGCCCCACACCAUGACGCACACACUCCUCGCUCCCCCUCAACCCCUCAGGCUACCCCUCCAGGGGGGCAUUAUCAGGGCAUUUCCCCCUCUAAUAGCAGCAGCGGCAGCGCCCAGGGAAGCUGCGAUCGGUGUGGUGGCGUGUGGAGCACCCCGGAGCAGGGAGCGCAACAUGCAGUGUUGUGCGGGCUCAUACCCCCUCACCUGGCCUUCCUCCCGCACGCCGUCAGCACCGGUGUCAGUCAGCCUGCCACCCUGGACGCUGCCUGGGCCUCCCUCUGCGGGGCCACCGCCGCCGCCCACCUGCCCCCGACUCAGCCCCCCGACCGCUCUCUCUCUCCAUCUGAAUGUUCCAUAGAAUCUCUCUCUACCUCUAGAUUCACUGUACCUUUCAGAAAGUCUUCACGCCUACACAAGCACUUAUUAGAAAGCUUUGGCUUUGACCUAGUUGUUCAGUAUGUUGAAAAUCAACAAUCUUGUCCAUCAAAAGAACCCGAGCAGGGGACUUCUGAGGACUCUAAAGACAGAUCCAAUCCUGAUCUACCAGAACUUAGUAAAUCUAAAUGUCCUCAGUGUUCUAAACAAUUUUCUAGUGUAUGGGUUUUAAAAGCCCACUUAGAAGAAAUUCAUAAAUCAGGUGUACCUUUUGAUUACCUUAAGACCUUCUCAGAUGAGUACCGUAAAGAGUACAAUACUAGUCGGCAAUGCUCUAGCAGCGAUCCCUCUGCUCUUACAGAUGAGGAGCGAGUCCGGGACGCGGAGCUCAUCCAGGGGGGAGACAAGGGGACUUCAGAUGAGAGAGAGAAAGAGGCAGAGUCAGGCAGCAGGAGCGACGCCGCGGCCACGCCCACGCCCACCUCUCGUGCCACGCCCACACCCGGUGUCACGCCCACCUCCAUCUCUGCCGCCUCCAUCUCCCCCGCCGCUGACCAGCAGGGUAUGAAUAUGCCGUCGCAGAUGGUCGAGAUGGCCGCGGCGCUCAAUGCCCUGACGGCGGCGCAGAUGCAACAGAUGCAGUUCAACCCCAUGAUGAUGGCUGGGCUUGGGCUGGCGGGGCUGCCCCUCCAGCUCAAUCCCCUGGCGGCCAUGAACCUCCAUCCGCCCCUCAUGCCCAUGAUGCCGCCCCACAUGUUUGAUCCGGGCGCCCUGGCCAACAUGCAGCAGCAGACACCACCCACUUCGCUGCCUUCUAACCUGCCCAAUGAUGCAUCCAUGUUCCUCAAGCAGCAGCAGCAGCAGCUCUUGCAGCAACAGCAAGCCGCUGCUGCCGCCGUUGCAGCACAGCAGAAGAGGGCUCGCACACGCAUCACCGACGAGCAGCUGAAAAUACUGAGAGCUCACUUCGACAUCAACAAUUCCCCGACGGAAGAGCAGAUCAACGAGAUGGCCAAGCAGAGCGGACUACCUCCCAAGGUAAUUAAACAUUGGUUCCGUAACACGCUGUUCAAAGAGCGACAACGCAGUAAAGACUCGCCCUAUAAUUUUAGCAUCCCUCCGUCCACCACACUUAACCUGGAGGAGUAUGAGAAGACAGGUGAAGCCAAGGUCAUGCCACUCAACCCGGACGAGGCACGGGAGAUUGUGGCGCUCAACAGCUCCCGUGAGGAGGACAAGAUGACCGAGCGGUUUUCCAAAGAGCAGGAAGAAUCCGCACACGACCGCGCCGCCACCGCAUCCCCGCUCAACAAAGUUCCUAGUCUUACACAAGACAAUAGCCGAGUACAAGAAAAGAACGGGGAAGGUAUAGGCGGGUCAGGCCUCAGUGCCCAGCAUCACCAGUUACGGGAGCAACAACAGCUGCGAGAGCAACAGCAACUACGAGAGCAGCAACGGGAGCGGGAACAGCAGCAGCAACGGGAGAGGGAGCAGCAGCAGCAACAGCAGCCACCCUUGUCACAACCCCUGCUGCCCCCGCAGCCCCAGCAGCAGCCACUAGGCAGUGGACCCCAGCUGGUGUCCUCGGCUUCCUCGUCGCCGUUGGGCCUGCCGGUGACCUCGUCGUUCAGCUCUCUGGCCUCACCACAGACGUCACUCUCGCUCAGCUCACUCAUUACCUCCCAGCUCGAGUCUAACCCCAUGCUGGCUCACAAGCUGCCUCACACACCACCCACAGUUCCUAGUUCUGGCCUUAUUCCUCCAAGCUCAGGUGUGAGCCCCACGCCUCCGCAUUUGUCCUUCCCGUCAGCCCCCCAGACUCCCACCUCUUCCGGCACUGGCAAGCGAGCUAACCGCACCCGCUUCACUGACUACCAGAUUAAGGUGCUACAGGAGUUCUUCGAGAACAACGCCUAUCCCAAGGAUGACGAUCUGGAGUACUUGUCCAAGCUGCUCAGCCUGUCACCUCGCGUCAUUGUGGUGUGGUUCCAAAACGCCCGACAGAAGGCACGCAAGGUCUACGAGAACCAGCCACCCCUUGACCCUAAUGACGAAGGUGCAGGUAGGUUCACCCGGACGCCGGGCCUAAAUUACCAGUGUAAGAAGUGCUUGCUUGUCUUCCAGAGGUAUUAUGAGUUAAUCAGACACCAGAAGACUCACUGCUUCAAGGAAGAAGACGCCAAGCGAUCCGCUCAGGCGCAAGCAGCAGCGGCCCAGGCGGCAGCUAUGUACAGCGAUGAGAACUCUAAUCACUCAAGCAUCACAGAAUCGUCGCAGCAGUCAGGUAGCCUCGAUAAUAAACCUUCAGAAGGAUCUUUCCAGUGUGAUAAGUGCAGUCUGGUAUUUAACAGAUUCGAGCAGUGGCGUGAGCACCAAAUAGUUCACCUCAUGAACCCUGCACUGUUCCUGAACAAAGGUGCAGAUUCCCCAUUCACCAGCAUACAGCAACAGCAGCAGAGUCAGACAUCGCAGCAGCACCAGCUCCCCUCAGGUGCUCCCCUUCCCAUACCACAGGCUAGUCCCCUGCCCCAGCCCAGCCCCCUAUUGCCACCGGCUUCCCCUCUGAAGCGCAAAGCUGAAGAGAGCGAGGACGAGAGGGAUGGCAUGACAAGCAACAACGAGGGGCAGAGGGAUAAGAGACUCCGCACUACCAUCCUCCCAGAGCAGCUGGACUACCUCUACCAGAAGUACCAGAUGGAAGCCAACCCGUCGCGGAAGAUGUUAGAGACCAUCGCUCAAGAAGUUGGUCUGAAGAAGAGGGUCGUCCAAGUUUGGUUCCAGAACACACGAGCACGAGAGAGAAAAGGUCAGUUUAGAGCUCAUGCACAAGUGAUUAAUAAAAAAUGCCCCUUCUGUCCUGCUAUCUUUAAAGUCAAGUCUGCUCUUGAAUCGCACCUUUCCACUAAGCACGCGGAUCAGUACUCUAAGGGAGAUGUGGACAUUGAUGCACUGCCUGAUGUAGAAGAUUCUGGUGUUGGGAACUUCGGCCUGUCUUCAACUCCUUCGGCAACUCAAGCCUCUCAAGUCAUGCCCUCUUCUCUCUUCUCCUCAGAAGUUCCGGAAGACUCGAUAGCCAUGUACCACGAGGAGGCAAUCCGGCGGUACCUCAACGAUGUCAACUUGGCAUCGGACGGUACACGACGGGAAGGUGAGAGCCCGCUAGAUCUCAGUAAGCCAUUAGACCUGGUUCGGCCGUUAGGGUUUGAUUCCUCCAUGUUAGACACUAACGAGCACCUUGAGGAGCAUUCAGAUGAAGAGAAUUACAAUCUGGAUAUAUGUGAACAAGAGGAGGUUGCAGAUUCAUCAAUCCAGGUGAAGGUCAUGAAAAGUGUGUUCCAGGAGUAUAAAACGCCAACGAUGGCGGAGUGUGAGUUGCUAGGGAGGGAGAUUGGGCUAGCCAAGCGUGUGGUGCAGGUUUGGUUCCAGAACACACGAGCACGAGAGAGAAAAGGUCAGUUUAGAGCUCAUGCACAAGUGAUUAAUAAAAAAUGCCCCUUCUGUCCUGCUAUCUUUAAAGUCAAGUCUGCUCUUGAAUCGCACCUUUCCACUAAGCACGCGGAUCAGUACUCUAAGGGAGAUGUGGACAUUGAUGCACUGCCUGAUGUAGAAGAUUCUGGUGUUGGGAACUUCGGCCUGUCUUCAACUCCUUCGGCAACUCAAGCCUCUCAAGUCAUGCCCUCUUCUCUCUUCUCCUCAGAAGUUCCGGAAGACUCGAUAGCCAUGUACCACGAGGAGGCAAUCCGGCGGUACCUCAACGAUGUCAACUUGGCAUCGGACGGUACACGACGGGAAGGUGAGAGCCCGCUAGAUCUCAGUAAGCCAUUAGACCUGGUUCGGCCGUUAGGGUUUGAUUCCUCCAUGUUAGACACUAACGAGCACCUUGAGGAGCAUUCAGAUGAAGAGAAUUACAAUCUGGAUAUAUGUGAACAAGAGGAGGGUGACAUGGCGGUCAAUUCUCAUGAAAGUAACCCUACCUCUCCCGCCUCCUCCACCACCAGCUCCGCCAACAAGGUGGGAUCUCACCAGAGCGGCACCAACAAGAGGUUCCGCACACAGAUGUCAUCAAUCCAGGUGAAGGUCAUGAAAAGUGUGUUCCAGGAGUAUAAAACGCCAACGAUGGCGGAGUGUGAGUUGCUAGGGAGGGAGAUUGGGCUAGCCAAGCGUGUGGUGCAGGUGUGGUUCCAGAAUGCGCGGGCAAAGGAAAAGAAAGCAAAGCUGGCUCUGCAGAAGAUGCUCGGCACAGAGCCCGAGGGACCUAAGCCGCCUGAGGAGUGCAAAGUGUGUAACUUUAAAUACAGUCACAAGUACUCUGUUCAGGACCACUUGUUUACGCGUUCACAUAUCGAAAACAUGAAAUCGUUCCUGGAAAAGGCGAAGGAGGAGAGCGACGUGGCUGGCCUGGGCUCUACUCUGAGCUCCAUGUCAUCCGACGGCGACCGGCCGCCCGCGGCUCUCACGCCCGUGGCCGGCCUCGCUCACCAGCUGCAGAUGGCUCAGCUCAUGGCUCUGGGCUCGCCGCCAGCUGGUGCAGGGACCCCUGCCGGUGAGGACAAGAAGGGCGGCCCAGGCGGAAGCAGCAACAGCGAGGACCUGAGUCGCCUGCAACUCCUGCAGCAGAUGUACCAGCAGAUGGGUCUCGGGGGGCUGCAAGGGGCGCCGCACCCACUCCUUCAGCACGCCAUGAUGGCCGGCGCCGGUGAGUAGCGGUCCCCCUCCCUCCAUCACUGUCCGCACCCGCUCGCCCGUCCCGCCCGCACACCACCCAGCGCCGCCCGCACGCUCCCCCGCCCUCCCCCGCCCGCCUCGGCCAGGCUUGCCCCGGGGACCCAGCUGCACACCUGCCCUCGCGCUCACUCACCCGGGCGAGGGCUCCGGUUCCCGCACCCGAGGGGGAGUGAGGUGAGGCAGGGGCGGGGCACGCCUGGCCGCGGGGGGCGUCAGUGUACUUGGCCCUGUCACGCUUUUCCCCUCCCUGGCGGGCUCACGCUUGCAGGAGCUGCUGCUGGCUGGCCCCACCCACCCUGUGUUCACUCUCGCUUGUCCGGACCCGCUCUGUGAACUCCUGUGUCUGUGUCAAGUCCGAAGUCGUGUCCGCGGGUCGGGACGUGGACGUCAUACCCGAUUGUGGAAAGACUAAGACUAUUGCUUAAUGUGUUGAUGUUUACUGAUGGCAUUUUUGCAAAGUUACGAAAGUUCCAGAUAUCAGGCCUUACUCUAAGUUUGAGGCCUUAAAAGCUUCACUAGAGCUGGUUUUAUGUAAUUUUUGUGUAAUCCUCUAGUGCUCUAGGACUCUAGAACUGCGUCACGUUACUGGUAGAUCAUAGAGUAUAAAGCCUAUUAAUGGUGAAACACUGUAAUACCUCGCAUCAAAGCAUAUGGAUUGAAUGUAAUCUUUAACAAAAAGAAAAGAAAGAUUUGUCAUGCACCAGAAUUACGCUGUAUACUAACUUGCUAGUUAAUGUUCCUACCACUUUUUACGAUAAUCACGUAAUGAAUGUUUCAGAACGUAUAAUUAUUAUUUUCAUUGAUUUAGCAUAUUAUUAUUAUUAUUAUUAU